AACUGCCUGCCUUUAGGUUGUGAUUGUGAACACUGUCAGAGUCCAGUAUCUGUUGUCUUUUAUUUGAAAUAUUGCUGGUCCGUACUUUGUUGUUUAAUCGUAGUUUAAAUAGAUAUAAGUUUUUAAAAAUAAUUAUUGCAACUUUAAUACAUUUACAAAAAUCUUCUGAAUAUAAAAAUAUAAUUAAAAGAUAUAAAAUGGAGGAACUUGAAUUAAUAAUGCACGAUAUUAAUGUCACUAAAUUUGAUGUUCUAACUGAACACUGGGUACAUAUAAUUCAUGUAAUAAAUCCUCAUAAUUUUUAUGUCCGUCCGACUAAAUGUAGGGCAUUUAUUGAGAAGUUAGAAGUAACAAAACCAACAACUAGACCAUGCUCUGUGAGUAAACAGAAUUUUGUUAUUUAUAAUAUAGGACAGACAGGUAAAGAUGCAAAAUAUGCCAGAGGAAGAAUAUGCCAUGCAGAUAAUGAAAAUGGUCACAAUAUAUUUGCUGUUGACUAUGGAUACUUUCAUAGAUCAGUGUCAAUAGACCAUAUUUGGGAAUGUGAACAAGAUUUGUCCAAAAUUCCACCUUUAGCUUUACUUUGUCAACUAUCAAACUGUGCUCCAUUAGGUAGAAGUAAGGAUUGGUCUAAAGAAACUAUUGAUGCAUUCAAAGAUUAUGUUAAAAAUGAAAGAGCCAAGAUGAUAAUUUUAGACAGGACAUUUGAUAAGCUUUUUGUAGAAUUGAUAAAUUCAAACCCAAAUGACAUUGCUACUUUGAUGGCUUUGACUGGAUAUUCCACUUUGGGCUAUGUUCAUAAUGCUAUUAAUACGAUGGCUGCAUUUAAAAUACAAAAAAUAUAUUUGACAUUUAAAAAUAUAAAUAUUAAUGAAACAUUACAUGUAAGAGUACAAAGUGGUAAAUCACUUGAUGCAUUUUAUGUGGCUGAAGUUAAUGAUUACCAUAAUUAUAUGCAAGAAUAUAAUACAAUGACAUAUUAUACAAAAAAAGAACCUAAACUUAAAGAAGGUAGAUUAAAAUUGAAUACACCUGUGUGUGUUAAAAAUGAUUUAGGUGAUUAUGAAAGAGCAAUCAUUAAAGAAAUUACAGUUCCCGACACAAAGGCCAUAGUUAAACUUGUAGAUUGGGGAAAAGAAGAACAAGUACAUAAAAUGAAUAUGAGACCGAUACCUGAACGAUUCUUAAAAAUGCCAGUUAUAGCUAUUUAUUGUUCAUCUGAGGAAAAACAAUUAUGGGACAAUGGACUACAUCGCUUUUUGUAUCCAGGGUUUGAAUUUCUUAUUCAAAUUAAAAAGCUGGGUAAGCAGUUUGAAUCUCCAAAUAUAGUAAAAAUAUUACCAUUACAAGGUAAUUCUUCCAAAGCUAGCGAAUAA
Nymphalis io (European peacock) is the source of this 1376-nucleotide messenger RNA. Its product is annotated as maternal protein tudor. The coding region runs from base 198 to 1376 and encodes 392 amino acids. The record is from RefSeq and is a predicted model, not a curated record. The transcript has 2 exons. NCBI's taxonomy places the organism in Eukaryota, Metazoa, Arthropoda, Insecta, Lepidoptera, Nymphalidae.